ACAAGAUGACAACGUGUUGCUUUCAUGGAGUGUCCCGCCAUUUUUGUUUGGUACCAUUUGUUCAAAUGAUGUAUGUGAAUGAGAAUCCAAAGUUUUUCAUCUUGUUCUUGAGCUCUUUCUAAACUCCAAUGUCUUCCCUUCAUUUCCCUCCAUGGCUUCCCCUCAUCUUCUUCUUCUCUUUACUUUUCAUCAUCCUCAAAGAGAAAGUAGCUGCAAAUAGAAAGAAGGGUAAUAUUCCCCCAAGUCCACCAAAGCUUCCAUUCAUAGGAAACUUGCACCAACUUGGCAAGCUCCCACAUAGAUCCCUAUGGCACCUCUCUCAGCGUUACGGUCCAAUUAUUAGCCUCAGCCUCGGCAGUGUAGAAACCACCAUCGUAUCCUCUGUCGAGACAGCUCGUGCCCUCAUGAAAACUCACGAUCUUCAGAGCUGUAGUAGACCACAAACUCAAGCAGUCAAAAAAUUCACUUACAAUUCUCUUGACAUUGUGUUUUCGCCGUAUGGUGAUUACUGGCGAGAGAUACGAAAAAUUUGUAUACUUGAGCUUUUCAGUAUGAAGAGGGUGUUAUCUUACGAACCCAUUAGAGAGCAAGAAGUUGGUUUGCUAAUUGAAUCGAUUUCGCAAUCUGCUUCUUGUGGAGCUGUUGUUGAUCUUACUGAGAAGUCCAUUGCUCUCACGGCCGGUGUUAUUUUUAGAAUUGCUUUUGGGAUGCGGUUUAGGGGGGAUGAAUUUCAUGAGCUUGUGAGCGAAGCUGAGGCCUUAAUAGGAAGCUAUAGUGCUUCUGAGCUUUUUCCCAUUCCUUUUGUAGGGAAGAUCAUUGAUUGGUUAAGUGGACGAUAUGCUAGACUUGAAAGGGUUUUUAACGAGAUCAAUGCCUUGUUUCAAGAUAUGAUUGAUGAACAUCUUCGUCCUGAAAGGUCUAAACUAGAGCAAGAUGAUAUCAUUGAUGUGCUUUUAGCUAUUAAUAAAAAGCAACUUGAAUCUUGCACCGUUGUCAUCACCCAAGAAAGCAUCAAAGCCAUUCUUUUGAACAUAUUUUUAGCAGGAUUAGACACGGGUUCAAUUACACUAGUUUGGGCAAUGACAGAACUCGUAAAGAACCCAAAAUUGAUGAAGAAAGCUCAAGAAGAAAUCAGAAACUAUGUCGGAAACAAAGGAAAGGUAAUAGAGAAAGACAUAGAAGAGCUUCCAUAUCUAAAAAUGAUAAUGAAAGAGACGCUAAGACUACACCCACCAGCACCUCUGCUUAUUCCAAGAGAAAUCAUUUCCCAUUUCAAAAUAGAAGGCUACGAUUUUUACCCGAAAACAAUGGUUCAAGUGAAUGUUUGGGCAAUCGGACGAGACCCCACAUACUGGAAAGACCCAGAAGAGUUCCUUCCGGAGAGAUUUGAAGAAAGCUCAAUUGAUUACAAAGGACAACACUUUGAGUUCUUGCCGUUCGGGGCUGGUCGGAGAAUUUGCCCAGGGAUGAAUUUAGGGGUGAAGAAUGUAGAGCUGGCUUUGGCGAAUCUUUUGUACCAUUUUAAUUGGAAGUUACCGGAGGGGAUGAAGGAGGAGGACUUGGACAUGGAAGAGACUUCGGGUUUGAGUCUCACCAUCUACAAAAAGUUGCCCCUCAAACUUGUACCAAUUGCAUACCGUCCAUGAGUGUAAGUUCCAAGCUGAAUCCUCUAAUUAUGAAGUUUUAUGAUUUUUGUCACAAAUAGUGAGUAUUUUUUAUAUGUAAUACAAUUCUUAAAACUUGACCUAUAUAAUUAUAGUAUUACAUCGAAUAAUUUUACACUGCACCA
Cucurbita moschata (crookneck pumpkin) is the source of this 1789-nucleotide messenger RNA. RefSeq names its product cytochrome P450 71B19-like. Gene Ontology annotation, molecular function: oxidoreductase activity, acting on paired donors, with incorporation or reduction of molecular oxygen; iron ion binding; monooxygenase activity. The transcript is spliced from 2 exons. The coding region runs from base 129 to 1646 and encodes 505 amino acids. The record is from RefSeq and is a predicted model, not a curated record. Lineage: Eukaryota; Viridiplantae; Streptophyta; Magnoliopsida; Cucurbitales; Cucurbitaceae.